AGCAGCAAUGAGAGAGCGCAUUCCAGCGCGCUGGCCCCACCGGGCUACACAAUAAGGGGUGGGGAACUGCACUGGAUAUUUAACAAAUCAGUGAUCUUAACUCCAACAUCAGCUCGGUUCUUGCUUAUCGAGAGAGAAUCCGAGGAAGGAGAUUGUUUAUGGCGGAACGGAAGACUGAGAGCCUGAAAGUCCUGCUGCUCGACCUCUACUUUCCUGCUUCCAUUUUAUCAGCUGGAAGAUUGAGCUGAAGAUACCGCGCCUUGUCCGCUCUUGUCCUUCUCCCAGUCCCCAUAGCUUCUUUUCUUACAAUACCUUCUCUUUUCUCCCCACUGAAGUAAGACUAAGAGCUAAGAGUAAGGAACUGAGACUAGUUUACUUCAACUUUGUGUUGUACUUGAAAAGUUUUGCAGUGGUUUGUCACCGACGCUGAGCAGGAGCAGGACUGAUGUGGUGAACGCUGUGCUGCACAUCUGGCGCAGGAGCAGCUCUACGAGUCGUUUCUAACCUGCUUGAAAGAAAGAAUGGUCUAAGGUUAUUUCAUUUAGCCAGGAUCAAUUCGAUUUAAUGGCAGAAUGUGGCCUAAAAGUGCUGUUUCGUGAGCAGAUGGAGUGUUGAUCUGUCAGAGGAAGAGGAAUAUCGAGGAGCAAAAGCUGAGAGAUGGAGUCUGCUGCAGGAUUCCUGCUACCGCUCACUUUGAUGGCUUUAAGAGUGAGUACAGUUCACACAGCCCACAGCACAGACAGAAAGGUGACCUGCGCAUGUGAAAAUGGAUGUACAGACACUUGUACAGGGCAUGUCUGCUUCUUCACCUGGAACGAUGGGCAGGUUGUGAGGGGCUGCUUUGAGAAGGAGCAGCGGGAGCAGUGCAUAGUCUCUGGUAUCCCCAACGUGUUCGCCGAGUGUUGCUAUACUGACUACUGCAACAUCAACAUAACAUUACCCCCGAAAUCAGAAGAGCCAGGUGACUCUGGCAGUGUGAUUGUGCUGGUGGCCGUGCCUCUGCUGGUGCUCCUUUUGUUGUCCAUAGCAGUGUGUGUCUUUGUGUUGUGGCUACGCUCCAAACGACUGCGGGAAAGUGACCCCCCCAUGCUCAAAGUGCCCAGUGGAGGAGACCCAACCUACGGGGAUAUCUUUGAUGAGUUUUGCACAUCAGGUAGUGGGACCGGACUGCCUUACCUGGUGCAGAGGACCAUGGCUCGGCAGAUCUCCUUAGUGGAGUGUGUUGGUAAGGGGCGUUAUGGAGAGGUGUGGAGGGGCACGUGGAUGGGGGAGAGCGUGGCUGUGAAAAUCUUCUCAUCUCGAGAUGAACAGUCCUGGUUCAGAGAGACUGAAAUCUACAACACUGUCCAGUUAAGACAUGAAAACAUCUUAGGAUUCAUUGCCUCAGACAUGACGUCGAAGAACUCUAGCACGCAGCUCUGGCUGGUGACUCAUUUCCACGAGCUGGGCUCUCUCUAUGACUUCCUGCAGUACAACACCUUGGAUCCCGAGGCAUGUUUGUGCAUGUGCCUGUCGAUAGCCAGCGGCCUGGUACACCUUCACACAGAAAUCCUCACCACUCAGGGCAAGCCGGCCAUCGCCCACCGUGACCUCAAAAGCCGCAACAUCCUGGUGAAGAGGAACGGCCAGUGCUGCAUCGCUGACCUGGGUCUGGCUGUCAUUCAUUCUCAGUCCAACGAUUACCUGGACGUAGGGAACAACCCAAGGGUGGGCACCAAACGCUACAUGGCCCCUGAGGUCCUAGAUGAGAGUAUCCGUGUGGACAUCUUUGAAUCAUACAAGCAGACUGAUAUCUGGGCUUUGGGACUGGUUUUGUGGGAGAUCACCCGCCGAACCAUCGUAAAUGGAAUUGUCGAGGAGUAUCGCCUGCCUUUUUUUGACGUGGUGCCCUCCGACCCCAGUUUUGAAGAGAUGAAGAAAGUGGUGUGUGUGGACCAGUACAGGCCUUGCCUUCACAACCGACUGCACUCCCAUCCGAUUCUGUCUGCUAUAGCUAAAAUCAUGAAGGAGUGCUGGUUCCAGAGUCCCUCAGCUCGUCUCACUGCCCUGCGUGUGCGUAAGACCCUGGCAAAGCUGGACCAAGACCAAGACUGCAGCAUAGACAAACUCAAACUGGAUGUCUAGAGGUCUGUUCCUGUUUAAUGGACCCAAGUUGUAGAACAGGUGCCAGAACCCCUCUUAACCUCGUGUGCCCUUUAAGAGCAGUUGAUUCCUGGUGCUUCAGACAAUGAGGCCACAAAGCUGAUGGAUUGACUGAACUCAGAGCUGUGCUUCUCCUCUGGACUGCAAUAUCACUGUUGAAGGAUUUACUGCAUUUUUUCAACACAGUGACUCAGUUGUAAGCGAAAGCUAAGCCAUGGCUGAAAGUACUCCUUAGGGUCGAGAGAUUUGCACAUGUUUUUCUGUCAGUGUUUUUUAUGAAUGUGUUUGUCAGGAUAUGAGCCAUACUGGACUUCCCAGCGGAGGAGUUUCCUGAAAUUCCUUCAUGUCUCCUCUUGAGUUCUGAAUGCCUUAAAUGAGGACACCAUGUACUUUGUCCCACCAUGUACAUUUUAUCCAUUCCGUAGUUAUGACGAAAAAAUAUUUGGAGUGACCAUAUAUUAAAUAUAUAUUCAUGAAUGCAUACUGAUAUAAUAACACACAUGCAAUAUUCAUUCAAAUGUAGAAGUUAUAUCUUAUUGCUAAAUAACUAUGUUUCACACUAGAGAUAUUUUAUGUGGUAUAUCCAGAGCUGACCCUUUGCAACCCUUAACAACAUGCAAUGUAUACACAUCUUGCAUUCUUCAGGGCAUUCUGGUGCCCCUUAGUGACUGCUUAUACCACUUAUAGCUAGAAAUGGCCAUGGGUAUAUCUUUUUAUAAUGUGUUUUAUAUUUGUAAAAGACUUAUUUUGUACUGUUUUUUGCACAAAAGAACUAUAUUUCUCACCCAAAAUACUGGUAUUUAACAAAAAAUAAAAUUUUUAUAUUUAGGUUAUUCAA
Molecule: messenger RNA, 2980 nt
Organism: Ictalurus furcatus (blue catfish)
Lineage: Eukaryota; Metazoa; Chordata; Actinopteri; Siluriformes; Ictaluridae
Gene: acvrl1
Product: activin A receptor like type 1
Exons: 10
Coding region: 658-2124 (488 amino acids)
Biological process (GO): angiogenesis; BMP signaling pathway; transforming growth factor beta receptor signaling pathway
Cellular component (GO): plasma membrane; BMP receptor complex
Molecular function (GO): transforming growth factor beta receptor activity, type I; SMAD binding; ATP binding
Source: RefSeq, a predicted model, not a curated record